Entelurus aequoreus (snake pipefish) is the source of this 1322-nucleotide messenger RNA. It is a transcript of the gene cldn15la, whose product is annotated as claudin 15-like a. Gene Ontology annotation, molecular function: structural molecule activity. The transcript has 6 exons. Gene Ontology annotation, biological process: cell adhesion; bicellular tight junction assembly. The record is from RefSeq and is a predicted model, not a curated record. Gene Ontology annotation, cellular component: bicellular tight junction; plasma membrane. Lineage: Eukaryota; Metazoa; Chordata; Actinopteri; Syngnathiformes; Syngnathidae. The coding region runs from base 271 to 933 and encodes 220 amino acids.
UUUAUGGCAGAAGGGGAAGCCCUUAUACGGACGUCCUUACAUCGACGUUUUGUUCCACCUUCCUCAUAAAAGGUCAGAUAAACAAUGAGUCGAUCUCCAUGACAACGCUGAUGGAGCAGUUUUUAUUCUGGAGGGUCCAGCCUUGGUGGUUCUCAGAGGACAAAGUCUUCAUCUACCAACAGACGCCAACCGCAUUGACUGCAGUUUGUCUUCAGUAGAGUUCCUCAAGUCUUUCGUCUCUUCUCGACUCGCCCGAGUUUGGUUAAAAUCAUGUCGACGGCCAUAGAGUCGACCGGCUUCGUCAUGUGCAUCAUCAGCUGGCUGGUCACCGGGGCGUCGCUGGCCAACGACUACUGGAAGAUCUCCACCGUGUCGGGCAGUGUCAUCAUCUCCCAGAGGCAGUUUGAGAACUUGUGGCAUUCGUGCGCUGAGAACAGCGCUGGCAUCGCCGAGUGUCGAGACUUCGAGUCGCUGCUCUCUCUGCCUGGGCAUGUGCAGGCGUGUCGGGCGCUGAUGAUUGUGUCCUUACUGAUGGGCCUGGCAUCCAUGAUCGUCUCCCUGCUGGGACUCAAGUGCAUCAGGAUUGGCUCAACCAGCGAUGCCUCAAAGGCCAAGAUCGCCGGCACUGGAGGCAUCCUGAGCAUCCUUGCUGGCUUUUGUUGCAUGGUCGCGUGCUCCUGGUACGCAAGCAGGGUGGUGGAGGACUUCUACAACCCGCUAUUCGCCGGUGUCAAGUUUGAAAUGGGCGUGGGACUCUACCUGGGAUGGGGAGGCUCCUGUUUGGCCAUACUAGGUGGUGGCAUGCUUUGCUGCGCCUUCAAGAGAGCGUCGGCUGGCAAGACGAAAAGCGGUAUCUACGGAAACAGUCCACCACAGAAGGUGUACAAGCCUGCAGCAAAGUCAGAGGCAGACUCGGCCAGAGCUUACGUCUGAAAACCCACACACACACACACACACACACACACACACACACACACACACACACACUCUUUUAUUUGUUACCUUCUUGAGACCUCAGAAAAAUGCCUACCUCUUUAGGACCACCCUUUCCAGAUAUAUAAAGAUUUGUAUUUACAACAUUAAUAAUAUAUACAUACUAUAUGCAAAUAUAAAAAAAAGCCUGUUGUGAAAAUUUUGUUCGAAUUUCACAAGAAAAACGUAGAAUUUUGACAGGGACAAGCGGUAGAAAAUGGAUGGAUGGACGGAUAAUAAAAGUCGUCAUUUUACUCGACGCAAGUCAAAAUUUUACAACAAAAAACUGAACAUUCGUGCAAUAUUAUGAUAAAAGUCGCAAUUUUACAAGAAAAGCAUAACCUUUUGGC